AUGAAAAAGUGUAUUUUAAUUAUAUUUAGCAUUUUAUUAUUAACUUUUAUUUCAUCAACAGUUGCUCUUGAACAAAAUUCAAAUAGUGCUGUUGAUGAAACAAAUUAUGUUUGCGAUUUCUGUCAAAUUACUAUUGAAAUUACAGAAUUCCUUAUUAAAAACUAUAGUAUGACCAGAGAUCAAAUUGAAGAUAAACUUUCAAGUAUUUGUACUUAUAUUCCAGUAGAGUAUAAAAAGGAAUGCAAAUUCUUUAUGCUUUUUACAGGACCAAUUAUUUCUAAAUCACUCUAUAAAGGUGAAGAUCCAUUGAAAUUCUGUACAACUUAUGGUUUAUGUUCAGCAACUCAAAAAUCACCAGUCAAAAAUUUAAUUGUUAAAUCAUUUGUUGAUGACUUUAAUCAACAACAAUCACAACAAAUAAUUUCUAAAUAA
Molecule: messenger RNA, 432 nt
Organism: Dictyostelium purpureum
Lineage: Eukaryota; Evosea; Eumycetozoa; Dictyosteliales; Dictyosteliaceae
Exons: 2
Coding region: 1-432 (143 amino acids)
Source: RefSeq, a predicted model, not a curated record